Molecule: messenger RNA, 759 nt
Organism: Kwoniella shivajii
Lineage: Eukaryota; Fungi; Basidiomycota; Tremellomycetes; Tremellales; Cryptococcaceae
Exons: 2
Coding region: 1-759 (252 amino acids)
Molecular function (GO): protein binding
Source: RefSeq, a predicted model, not a curated record
AUGUGCGGAAAAGAAGAAGCGGUAUUGCCUAUGAUGGACGACGUGUAUACCGAUCCUGAAGCCGAACUGACCCUCAUAUCUAGCGACAAUGUCGGUUUCAAGGUUCAUCAGUAUUAUCUUCAAGCUCACAGCACUGUCUUCAGAGGAAUGAUACACGAUUUCGCAAAUUCUCUUCCUGAUAGAAAGAUCCAGCUGGUCGACUCCCAAAUCGAACACUCAUCUACCGUUAGAAUGUUCCUGGAUGUAAUAACUGGCAAGUCUCUCAAGCUAGUACGGGAUUCUCUUGGAUCAUUUCGGAACUGCAUUCUCCUGUCAAAGAAAUACGAAUGCGAGUUUGCCUUGAGCUGUCUCUCACAUCAUGCUAGCUCUUUUGUACCACAAUGGAUAUCCCCUCAUUACGUGUUUAUAAUUGCCGCUGAGCUUGAUAACAUGGAUCUCGCUAUGCGUGCCAUUGCGAAGAAAGGAAAUUGGACUUGGCCUCUCGAUCGCACAAUACCGGAUCCUCCUCGGUGGCGACAGCUUCAAGAAUCGGAGGAGAGCUCAGCCGGCUAUCUUGGGCUCAGCAGAGGUGCCGGGGUCUUGGAGGUGGCAUCAUGGCCAAUCUGGGAGAUUGAGAGAGUCCCUCUAGCUUAUAUGGUUGCUUUGAUGAAGGUAGACAGGAAACAUAGUCUAGCUGGCAGCGAUGACAAUAGGGAAACAGCGGUGGAAUAUUUUGGCGAAGUGAUGAAAGACAAGCAGGAUACGUCUAUCAAGGCCUGA